Phragmites australis (common reed) is the source of this 1834-nucleotide messenger RNA. RefSeq names its product E3 ubiquitin protein ligase DRIP2-like. The transcript is spliced from 7 exons. NCBI's taxonomy places the organism in Eukaryota, Viridiplantae, Streptophyta, Magnoliopsida, Poales, Poaceae. Bases 270 to 1568 code for a protein of 432 amino acids. The record is from RefSeq and is a predicted model, not a curated record. Gene Ontology annotation, molecular function: ubiquitin-protein transferase activity.
CGCAAUCGCCUCCCUCCCUCUCUAUUUAUACACCACCAAUACCUGUGGCCCCUCCUCUCCACCCCGCGCCUCACCGGAGCUCCGCCGCCGCCGCCGCCGCCGCACCUGCCGUACCUGCCGUACCCGCCGCCUUUCGCCCGUCCAAUGCCCUUGGAGACACCGCAAGACGCCGCGUCUUCCUGAGGCUUCGACGCCGCAAGCCCGCGUUGCACGGGGUUCGGAGGAGGAGGAGGAGGAGAGGUGGUGGUGGGUGAGGAGGAGCGGAGGAGAUGGGGGCCGCGCGGGGGGUGGCGCGUGUGCGGAGGGAGGCGCUCUCCGCGUGCAUAACGUGCCCGCUCUGCCAGGGCCUCCUGCGGGAGGCCACCGCCAUAGCCGAGUGCCUCCACACAUUUUGCCGGGAGUGCAUUAUGGAUAAAAUAAAUGAUGACGAUGGCGAUUGCUGCCCAGUUUGCAGCAUUGAUCUUGGCUGCGAUCCUGAAGAGAAACUCAGGCCUGACCACAACCUUCAAGAUAUCAGGAAUAAGCUAUUUCCAAUAAAGAGGAGAAAAGUUGGUUCUCCAAGGGAUCCAACUGUUACAUUGCCAGCAAAGAGAAAACAGAGGUCCCUUUCUUCCUUGGUGGUUGACACUCCAAGGGUAGUGAUAAAGACUGGUUUGACAGGAAAGAGAUCCAAAGCUACAAGAAGGACACCAGCCUCUCGUGCAACUUCUCCCGGUAAUAAUGGAACCAUGAAAUUACCAACUAAAUCUGAAAGUCUGGAUCAGAAGACCGAGAAAAGCUCAGCACUACAAUCUGCUAAGGUGGCAACAGCGGCAAAUAAAAAGCAGCGAAAAACAGAUGUAAAGGCCUCAAGCAAGCUAUCGUUGGAAGAUAGAAAGAAUGUCAAGACAACUGAUAAGCAAGAGCUUCGAAAACCUUUGAAUCGUUUGGUUGAUGAUGCAAGCAAGACGAAAGCACCUAGAUCAAAUCCCAAAAUUCAUGCCGUCAAGGAAGAGCAAAUAAAGAAAAAAGAGGGUGAACUCCUUAUAUGGAAAGAAGACACAGAAAACGAAGCGGUUAAUUCUGCAACAAGGGUGAGAGCACAUUCAAAUAAGUCAAAACUUAAAGAGGAAAAUAACGGCAGUUCUUCAGAGCCUGCAUCAUCAAAAGAGAAAAUGAUAACAGAGGAUAAUUUGAAGCAAGAAUUGCUUGGUUCUGAAAGCACCAAUACUUUGCAUGGUGCAAUAACUACCCCAGUCUGGUUUUCGCUAGUUGCUUCGCCUAAUCAGAAAGAAGAUACACAGCUGCCUCAGCUAUCAAAGAGUUAUUUGAGAAUUAAAGACAGAAGUUUGCAGAUCUCCUCGGUCCAGAGGUACAUCAUGAACAAACUUGACCUGGCAAGUGAAGAUGAGGUAGAGAUCUCAUGCUACGGUGAGGUGAUCUGCCCCUCGAGCACGCUGCACGGUCUGGUCGACCUGUGGCUGCGGAGAGAGCCGGCAGAGCCCGUCCAGGCGUCGCUGGGCGCGGCAGCCAAAGGGUUCGUCAUGGUGCUGAGCUACCGCCGCCGACGGCGAGCCCCGGCCCCUUAGCCGCACCCUCGCCGUGCCCUCCAGCGCACUGCAGCAUUCUGCAGGGCAACUGCACCGCCGUGGAGCCUGAACUGAACUGCUCCGUCCGCUCUUGUCCAUCCUCUGUCAAGAUAAGGAAAAAAAGGAAAUUACAAAAAAAAAACCUGAUUUCUUAGACCAUGUAAAGAAGGAGAAGAGAAAGAAAUUAGCGUAUCAGCAGUCUAUGAUAAGUACCGUAAGUACGUUUACAUUUUAUAGUUCUGAUGAAAAAAUUAGGGUGAAAUCGA